This is a messenger RNA of Ctenocephalides felis (cat flea), 2391 nucleotides long. RefSeq names its product myc protein-like. NCBI's taxonomy places the organism in Eukaryota, Metazoa, Arthropoda, Insecta, Siphonaptera, Pulicidae. Gene Ontology annotation, biological process: regulation of transcription by RNA polymerase II. Gene Ontology annotation, molecular function: DNA-binding transcription factor activity, RNA polymerase II-specific; protein dimerization activity; RNA polymerase II cis-regulatory region sequence-specific DNA binding. The record is from RefSeq and is a predicted model, not a curated record.
GUUGAGUUGGCACGAGUAAAUGAAAUAACUAAAUUAAAUGUGAAAAAAUAACGUGCCCGAUAUUUUUAAUAAUUUAUCAACACCGGUGGUCUCUUCCACGAGAUUUGUUUGUUUUUUUCGCUAAAAAAUGUCAACUAUUGCUAAACAAGGUGCUCAAGAAGAAUCGAAGAAGAUUGUAAGAAUUUAUGAUAAUUCGCAAUUGUUAAUACAAAGUUAUAUAAAUAACAGUUUGUUUAAAACAUUAUCGACAAGCGUGCUGUGCGUGAGGAAGAAACUUUAGUGAAUAGUAAUAAAAGAAAGCUUGGUGAUAGAAGAUUAGAUUUGCCAACCUGAGAGUUAUAUUGAACUACAUUAGUUUACAAAAUAGUUUUUGUUGUGAUAUUUAUAGUUUACUACCUUUAGAAAUACUAGUUUUUCGUUUUGACUUAGUUUUAUACUCUUAAUAUUAAAAUUUGUGAUAAAAAAUUAAUAAAACCUACAAAAAUGUCUCUGACUUUCGAAGACUCGACUUUCAACCCCGAUGAUUUGUGGCAGAAAUUCGAUUUGUUCGAAGAUGUCGAUAGUAUUAUCAAAACAGAGUUCUUUGGUGGAGAAGAUUGGGAUAGUUUGGAUGGUGAAGGACUUUUUGAUAAGGAUAUUUUAACAGGAGAACAUUAUGAUGAGGAUGUCACAAAUGCUGAUAAGUUUUUGUUGAGGGAUUGUAUGUGGUCUGGACGUUGUGUUGAUGAAUCCAUCAGCAAAACACCAGUAGUUAAAAAAGAGCCUGUUGAAACCAAGAAGCCUAAUAAUGAUAGUUUGUUGUUGAAUAACAUCAAAAAGACUUGCAACGAACAAAGGUUGAAUAAACAAAGUUUGAACAAACCUGUACAACCUGGAAGGUCCUUGCUGUUGCGAUCGAGGUACAACAAUCCUCCACAGCCAGGUAAAAAAAUUGGUCAAACUAAUUUGUUACCCGUGAACCAAGGUUUUAACUCCUUGAAUUUGCUGCAAGUCAUCAAGCAAGUCGAAGACAAUGUCGACAAUUUUGAUAAAAAAUUCAAUAUGUUCCCAUCACCACCAGACAGCAGCGAGGAGAACGAAAACGAUGAUGACCAGAACAAAACCAAAAGUAUUUUACUAAAUCCUGACAUCAAAAUUAAACAAGAACCUGUCGACACCAAAACCAAGAACGACUUCGAUUUGUUCAACAACAAAAAACUAUUCUCUUUAAGUGACUCCGAAGAAUCUGGUUUAGACUUCGACAACGACAUGUUCUCCGACAACGAAUGCUUCACUUUUAAAUCCUUCAACGGCUUCGACAAUACCAAAAUCAAAUUAGAGAUGGACAGCGAAGACGAAGAGUCCUUUAACCUUAAGACUAAAAUUAAAAAGGAGCCAGUGUCUCCUAAGAAGACGAAUGACUUGACCAGGUUUAGGCAGCAGCAGGAGCAGCAGCAAAGGAUUGUAAGGAAUAAUCCUUGUGAAACUGAUCAUUGUUACAGUUUAUUGAAACAUGACGGAGUGAGGGACAAAUCUCUGGAUAGGAACAUGAUGGGCAUGCUGGGAGUGCAGACACCAUCCGACUCUGAAGAGGAAGAAAUCGACGUAGUAUCCUUAGGAGUAUCUCACAACCAACCAGAUUCUGGUUACUACAAUUCCAACAUCAGUUCCUUCAACAAUGGUAAAGCAAAUCUGCCAACAUGUCCAUCGAAGCAGGACAGAAGACAACUACAACUGGAAGUCACCAGGAAGAUCUCCGAGAGCAGCAGCAGAAUAAACAAUGAUUUGAUUAUAAGAAGAUCAAAUGUCAUUCCUGAAUCCCAAAUCGUGAAACAACCUGGUGGUCUUAAAACACUUGUACCGAGGUCUAGACCGUCUUAUAACAAUUCCAGCAGGGACGAUUCUGAUGAUGAUUAUGAGGUUCCAUCAUCAAAGACAAAAUCGAAUCCAAAAACAAAUCGAAAGAGGAAAAGGGACAAGAGUGCAAGUUCUGAUGAUGAAUUCGACAUGGACUAUUCGCAAUCUCAGGAGUUCUCAACAUCAGCAAACGAGAGCAGUUCUUCGAGUCAACUCAAACCCAUGAAGAAACGAGGAAGGAAACGAAGAAGCGAUGAUGACAACGUCUGGAACAACCAUAAUGGUGUGGAGCGUUCCUCUCGUUCAGCCCACAAUGAUAUGGAGAGGAGGCGAAGAGUUGGCCUCAGAGUUUUGUUCGAGGAACUACGACAGGCAGUUCCACAACUGAGCUCUCGAGAAAAGGCUCCAAAGGUGUCAAUUUUAAGAGAGGCAGGAGCCCUUUGUCGAGAACUGAGGGCACGAGAGGAGGAGAUGAAAUUUCAAAAGAGGGAACAAAAAAGACUUUUGGAACGAGUCAGGGAGCUGAGGCGAGAACUUGCAAGUUCGAGAGCAUAA